Ambispora leptoticha is the source of this 300-nucleotide messenger RNA. The record is from the annotation of a GenBank genome assembly. Lineage: Eukaryota; Fungi; Glomeromycota; Glomeromycetes; Archaeosporales; Ambisporaceae.
AUGUCGACUAUGAAACAUAAUAAAUCAAGAAUGUACGAUACCAAAUCACACGUAAGCCACACCUCGCAAUCUUACACCAAUGUGGAAACGAAACCUGGUAAAGAACAGCGACACGAACUUCACGAUAAAUACGUGCACCCGGUUAAAGAGCCGCAAAGUAAUGCGCCCCAGGAUUAUAAAAUGUCCUUGAAUCGUGAGAGUAUAGGACGGCAAAAAGAUCGAGAGAUCGAAGAACAAGAAGCAGAAAUUAUUGCAAAGAAGGACGCCCGACAAAAACAAAAAAUGCCAGCUAAACCAUAG